CCCGCCAAACAUGUAGCUUAUUUUGCAGCAUUAAGCUAGGUCUGUGGCGAUGGCCUUCCUACUUUUUAUGCUCUCCCUCUCUGCUCCACCUCUCUUUUCUUCUGACUACGACGACUGUCCAUUUCACCGGGCAACUUGUCCAAAAUGUUAUCUGGUAAAGAAGGGAGACGGUUGCGACGCAGAGAAACGUGAUAACGCCAUCUGGAAAUCUCAGGUGUGUGGGAAUAGGUCAAGUAAACUAGUGGGGGUCAACUGAGCUCCUGACAACAAAUCUUUUCUCUGGAGCCCCAUAGAAGGCUCAACCGGAAAUAACAGGCAAGACAAUAAAAUUUUGCUUCCCAAGAUUUACGCUGACAUGCUAUGUGAAUUAAUCAGGGGUUAACAGAGAAAUAACAUACUAAGCCGAAAUAUUUUUUAAAACAAAAAGCUCGAACCGGAACUAAACAUUGGUUUAAGGUGCAGGAGGACAGAUUUGCGGGUCGUACUUGUAAGUGUUUAGCGUUUACCCAUAUUUCGUGAACGUGAUUUAACGAUAAUGAAAAUAUAUUCUGGCAUGUAAGGUCUGCCGAAGAAACAGAGAACCGAACAUCUAAAUAAAUGUUUUCAGUACCUCGGUUCUACGGUGCGUGGAGGAUAAUAUGCCUUAAAACUGAGAAGCUAACGCCGACAACUCUGUGGUGGUGGUGGCCGUGUCACCGUCACACGGCUCCGGACGUUGUUUUAGAGCCGGGCGAGCAAAAAGGAGUCCGUAAUAACCAGGUAACCAAAAGGCAUAAAAAAGAAAGAUCUUCAUGUCGACCAGUACUGGACCUUUUUGACCAGCAGUACAGUCAGGAACUUGGAAAGUUGUGGGCGUCUGCAAGAUCAGUUCUCCUGAACCCUCACUCCUGGCAAUAUGGGGUCAUGCUUAACCGCUUCACAGCUGUGACAGAUGUCACACAGAUUCUCCAGUCACAGGGCUUUUCCAGGUUGCUGCCUCAAACAGAUGGCUCCACGUUGCUUUCCGAUUCUCCUUCACCAGCGUCAAAUUCUGAAUACCAGACAGGAAAAGACUCCCACUUCAUCUCCAAGUGGCCUCCUGAUGACUCCCAUCCUCAACCUGACAGCACCUCUCAUUCGCCCAGUCAGGACCUUCAGUCAGAGCCAUUACUCAGCUUGCCCCGUCCUUCACUACAGUGUUAUAUCCACCCAUAUCCACUCCGAUUUCCUUCUCAGGCUCAUAGGCCUGGUCAGCUGAAGCAGUACUACCUCCUGAAUGCUGCCUCCCUGCUUCCAGUGUUGGCUUUGCAAGUCAGAAAUGGAGAGAAGGUUUUGGAUCUUUGCUCUGCCCCUGGGGGCAAAGCCUUAGCCAUACUGCAGUGUGCAACCCCAGCGCUUCUCUGCUGCAAUGAACCAGAUCUUCACAGACGGGACUGGCUGACCAAAACUCUGGAAUCUUUUCUGCCUCACUCACUUAACAGCAGAGUGAUAGUGUCUGCACAGGAUGGACGAUGUUUUGGGCAGAGUGAAGCAGUAACAUAUGAUAAGGUUUUAGUCGAUGCUCCAUGUUCUAAUGACAGGAGCUGGCUGUAUUCUUGCAGCAGCCAGCAGGGGGAACAGAGACUGAAGGAAAGAGCCAGGCUGCCUGCGCUUCAGGCUCAGCUGCUUCAGUCUGCACUGUCAGCUGUGCGUCCAGGGGGCCUUGUGGUCUAUUCAACUUGCACACUGUCCAGCUCUGAAAACUAUGCUGUGGUUGAGACAGUUCUGAAUAACUGUCCUGAGGCUGAACCUGAAGACCUGUGGGAGGAGAUUGCUGUUCCUUUAUCCAAAUACUUUGCAUUUACUUCUGCUCAGCCUGGUCAUGGACAGACAUCUCUGGAGCCCUCCCUGCAGCCACAGAAUGGCGCUGUGUCCUCUUAUCACCACAGACUUGGCAUUUUAGUGGUUCCUCAGUCUGGCAAGACCUGGGGACCCAUGUUUUUGUCUCGGAUUAGAAGAAGGAAAUAGUGGGUAUCCUGAGCAAAAACAAUAUGUAGAAACAAAUGGCUGAACAGCAACAUUUUCUUUUGUUAGCUGUGGGGUUUUUAAGAUGCAAAGUACCUCCUAGAACUGAUUCACACACAGAAACAGACAAACAUACUAAUACACAUUUAACCUGUGCCACUUAUAGAGGAGGAAAGUAAUAGCAGCAGUAGUUUAAAUAUGCAGAUACAAACAUGUCAGUGUGGCCACAUGCAGGCAAAGAAAAGUCAUAACUGUUGCAGUUUUAACACUUGGUCACCUGCAAAAGAAUGUUUGUUGCAGCUGCUGUUUAAAGCAGCUGUCCUGUGUGUGUGUGUGUGUGUGUGUGUGUGUGUGUGUGUGUGUGUGUGUGUGUGUGUGUGUGUGUGUGUGUGUGUGUGUGUGUGCACGUGUGCGCGUGUGUGCGUGUGUGCGUGUGCGUGCGCGCCACGAGAUUUUACAUUUAACAUUAUUAUCUAAAACAGAAUAACAAUAGAACAUUGCUGACAUCACCUGCAGUGAUCUGCAUCAAACAUAGACCUGAGGCAACAUAUAUUUAUUUAAGGCAUGUGACAGUGUGAAAGGAGUUGGUCGUAGCGAUUACUUAAUAGAGAAUUAUCCAAAUCUGCAACUCCUCCUCGCAGCCGUCGGCUGUCCAACCGCAACUUUAUUGUUUUGGUUUACUCUCAUGCUGUUGUUUACAGCCACAGCAGGGAGCUGUUUUCAGUGUAAAAGCUCUAAGUGGAGUAUUAAGCAGCUAAACAGCCAGGUAGUUCCCUCAUCAAUUGGUAGAGACCAAAAACAGAGCUAAAAGAGACUGAAUAUUGGACUUGCAUUCAGAAACAUGACUCCAAAUGAAUUAUAACGUUGCUUUGAAAUUCCUGGCUAUGCAAAAAAAUAAGCAACUUUGGUAACAAGUUUUCCAUACCGACUUAACAGGUGAUAACACGUUAAUGUUGUUUUAACAACUUGUUUCUGCUGACACCAAGAGCCCCAAAAAGUUUUCUGUUUGACUCUUCAGCCCACCACCUUAUUAUUCAUUGUUUUAUGAUUUGUAUUCAUUAUUUAUUGUUCAUUAAAUUAGUUGUCCAAUUAGAUGAAACCGACUGAACUCUUUCUCAAGUGCUUCACAUACACACUGUGUCCACAGUGUAUAAUACAUUUGGUACCAUAAGACAGCAAUAUUCUACGGUGUGAGAUUGUAUUAUUAAAAAUUUAUUGACAGUU
Messenger RNA from Seriola aureovittata, 3207 nucleotides. RefSeq names its product NOP2/Sun RNA methyltransferase 3 (gene nsun3). Lineage: Eukaryota; Metazoa; Chordata; Actinopteri; Carangiformes; Carangidae. Gene Ontology annotation, biological process: rRNA methylation. The record is from RefSeq and is a predicted model, not a curated record. The transcript is spliced from 6 exons. Gene Ontology annotation, molecular function: methyltransferase activity. Gene Ontology annotation, cellular component: mitochondrial large ribosomal subunit. Bases 598 to 1986 code for a protein of 462 amino acids.